Messenger RNA from Naegleria gruberi, 1579 nucleotides. RefSeq lists its product as uncharacterized. The coding region runs from base 1 to 1545 and encodes 514 amino acids. The transcript has a single exon. The record is from RefSeq and is a predicted model, not a curated record. NCBI's taxonomy places the organism in Eukaryota, Heterolobosea, Eutetramitea, Acrasida, Naegleriidae.
AUGAUCAGUUUAUUUAUUGCUGCCUUGUUCGGAUCAAAUAGCAGAAAUUUAGAUAAAACUUCCAAUCAACAAUUAUUUGGCUAUGAACAACAACAACCAGUAAAUCAUCAUCAUCCUCCUCAUCAACAACAACAGCCUCCACAACAACCACAACAACAAUAUUAUGUAAAUAAUCCGCAGCCUCUACCACCAAAUUAUCAACCUUCAAUUCCGCCACCCAAUCAUAGAAAUUCAAUCAUUAGUAAUAAUAAUAUUAAUAAUAAUAAUAAUUAUCAUCUACAACAACAACCAGUAAAUCAACAACCUCCUUCUUCUACCUCUAAUUCUUUCAAAGUUAAUAAUAAUAAUUAUCCUAAUGUAAUAACAUAUCCGCCACAACAGCAACAAGCAAAUACUACCAAUGGUUAUCCACAAUCACAAAUUGUAGAUCACAAUCAACAACAACAACAACCUUUCUGUCCUCCUACACACCAUGAUCCAAAUUAUAAUGCAAUUUCUUUGGAAAGACCUAAUUUACAACCUAUUGAUACAGAUAGUAAACCAUCAGCUCCUACGGAAUCAUUUUGUAAUGGAAAACCUUCUCUCAAUGAAACAAUUAAUGGAAAUUUGAAUUUUGUACCAACAUUUAAUGAGCAUUACCAAAUUCCACCACAACAAGAAUCAAUUCAAUUUCAACAAAAUCAACAAACAAUUACUCCUCCACCUCAACAAACUCAGCCAACCAUGCAAACUAUCAACAUGAAUAUUGCAGGUAUUCCACUAACUUUGCAAAAACCACUAGCUCAACCAACAGGACAACCAAACGCUCAACCUGUUACAAUGAAUGCUACUGUUUCUGGAGGAAAUUUCAAUGGUUUUGGACUUCAACCAUCCAAUAAUGUCGACAUUACAAAACCAUUUACUCCAAUUUCUAACACACAAAUCAUUUCAACAACACCAGGAUUUGGACAAACAUUGUGUUAUCAACAAGGAUAUAAUAAUGGAAUUAGAGUUAAUCAGAGAGUAGUUCAAACAGGUGAUCAAUGGUCAACUGAACAUGAAUACGGAACUUAUAAUGUUUGUUUUAGAAUUUCACCAAAAUCAGGAGAACAUGCCAAUAAUCCAUUUAGUGGACUCGUUCUAGGAGUUACUGGUAUUGCAAAUCAUAAACCUCCUGCAGGCCAUACUCACUUUAUCGUAUUCAACAAUGUACAGCAACGAAUUGAAAAGAGAGCAUAUCCUAAUGAUUGUCGCCCAGCAAUAGCCGGAGCCAGAUACAUGCUCAUGGAAAGUGUUGCCAUUCCUUAUAAUCUAAUUGCAUCCUUUGAGGUUGAUUGUGUUGGAGGAAGAGUCAAUAAGCAAAGUCUUUCAUGUGUAAUUUGCAUGCUAACAAAUGGACAUUCAAUCAGAAUCAACCAAGACGAAAUGGAUACAGUCUCAUUGUCAGCAGAGAAGGCCAAAUGGUUGUAUCAGGCUCUGAAUUAUAGUCUAGCCAUGUUAAAACACAAACAACAGCAACAACAAAAUAAUACUAUACUCUCUCAAGACAAUAUUCAAAAUAUUUAAUUCUUUAUUCUUUUGAAUAAAGGAAAUUUUCUGU